Molecule: messenger RNA, 2575 nt
Organism: Conger conger (European conger)
Lineage: Eukaryota; Metazoa; Chordata; Actinopteri; Anguilliformes; Congridae
Product: G/T mismatch-specific thymine DNA glycosylase-like
Exons: 11
Coding region: 193-1497 (434 amino acids)
Biological process (GO): base-excision repair, AP site formation
Cellular component (GO): nucleus
Molecular function (GO): mismatch base pair DNA N-glycosylase activity
Source: RefSeq, a predicted model, not a curated record
AUCACUUUUUGGUAUAGGAUUUUGAAUUACAGCCACACAGCCUUUUGCGAAUAACAGAAAUAGAAACAUUUUAUAUGGCAGCUAUCUGAAAUAAAAAAGAUGUCUGUUUAACGCCGCAGAGGUGGAUUUGGCAACCUAAUUUAACCUCAACUGUGAACAUUAUUGUAUUUAUUAAGCAAACCCAACAUAACGAUGGAAGAAAAGCAGUAUGCAUCUUUGACGGUCUCUACGGAUUACCUACAGCACUGGUUUCACUCCACUGAUGACAUCGAGCCCCUCCAGACUACGGAGUAUGACCACAUGAGUGAUGAAUCUCACUUGUUGGAUGGCCUCAGUGAGGAGAGGGUUAUGACAGAGCUGGCUGCCCCGCCAGAGCCCGAUUCCCACAUUCAGCCGGAUUCCUACCUGGAUUCUGAUUCCCAGCCCCUGCCUGAUAUCCACCCCCAGCCUGACUCAGAGCCGGCCCCAGAGCAAGCUCCAAGAAAGGGGAAAAGAGGGAGGCCUCCUGGCAAGUCCUCCAAGUCCAAGCAGAUGCUGGGUGAAGUAAAGGCGAAGGGCCAGAGGAAAAUGGACCGCUUCAAUGGGAUGUCGGUGGCCGAAGUCAUGGCCAAAACCCUGCCAGAUAUCCUCACCUACAAUCUAGACAUCUUGAUUAUAGGAAUCAACCCAGGACUGAUGUCAGCUUACAAGGGACGGCAUUACCCAAAUCCAGGAAACCAUUUUUGGAAGUGCCUCUUCUUAUCUGGUCUCACCGACGCACAGCUCAAUCACAUGCAUGAUCAGUCACUGCCAGAGAAGUAUGGGAUAGGAUUCACCAACAUGGUGGAGAGGACCACACCAGGAAGCAAAGAUCUCUCGAGUAAAGAGUUUCGUGAAGGAGGACGACUUUUAGUGGAGAAGUUGAAGAAAUACAAGCCGCUCAUCGCUGUUUUCAACGGCAAAUGUAUUUAUGAUAUUUUCAGUAAAGAGAUUUUUGGAAUCAAGGCAAAAAACCUUCAAUUUGGCAUACAGCCACACAAGAUUCCGGAAACAGAAACAGUGUGCUACCUGAUGCCCUCCUCCAGUGCCCGCUGUGCCCAGUUCCCCCGUGCCCAGGACAAAGUGCACUUCUACAUCAAGCUGAAGGAGCUCCGCGACCAGCUCAAGGGUGUCGUGCACAGCCAGGAAGUGCAGGAAUUGGAAUACUCCUUUGAUGUGGGCUUGGCCAAAGAGGAUGCUAAGAGGAUUUCUAUUAAGGAGGAGCAGCAUGACCCCAAGUACGAGGCAGCCUAUGGGCACGCGGGCGGAGAGCAGGACCCAGAGACCAGUAACAGCCACUGUGACUUCUCCUUCGCUGAGGCCUGCGGUGGACUGGAAAUGGCGGUGAAGGAGGAUUCGCUCUCUGAAGCAAUGGGCUGGAUCUCGGAGGACCAGUGGAUGAUGCACUCCUUUGCUGAUCAGAUCCCGGACAUCGGUGGUACCAGUACACAGCCUCAACUUUGGGCAAAGUCUACAUGAAGGAGAGGCAGUCUCCAUGGGUGGAGAUCAGCCAAAACCAUUCCCAAGGAGCCCAGGAAUGCUACAGUUUCCAUAGCUAUGUUUCCAUUAGCAUGAUAACGUUCAUUUAAUUUGGAGCUGUAAAAACAUCCCUUCAAGUUGUGCACCACACCCACCAAGAUAUGUGAUUAGCAAGUGUAUUUUACCGGUAAAGUGAAACCAUGUGAUUUGAGCGAACUCCAUAUCUUGAAAGAGAAAGGUGAGUUUCUCUUAGCGUGGGGGCAUCUUAGGUUUGGGGUUCAUUUCCAUAUUUUUAAUUUAACAUUUACCAAAAUUCCCACUUUUCUAAAUAUGCAUUUUCAUAAAGUCUGCCAACUUUAAAUAAUGUUUUGUUGAAUAUUCAUUGUAUGCACAUAAUUCCCAUUUCCAUUAGGAAAUACCAUUUCCAUAGUCUCACUGACUUGUGAAUCAACUUUGCAAUGCUGCAUGAACUCAAGCUAAUGGAAGCAUAACUAAUGUUGUUGGGACCAGUGAGAUGCCAUAGCUCUGUCCCCAGCAACAGAGUUACGAACAACUGCGUCUGUCUGUGCUCUCUCCAGAUACUUAAAUCAAGAGGAAAUAAAGAGGAAGAGUUUCUCAAGUGUUAAUUUUGUUAAGCAAUCUUAACUGGAGUUAUAAAACACUGCUGUGUAAUGAUUGUAAAUAUAUUUUUUAAUUCAUUAGCAAUGGCUAGUCUUUUUAAGUUUUAACAUCCUGUAAUUCAUGAAUUUUUGUAACAUUUUUAAAAAAAUGAUGACAUUUAAAGAACGGGAACGUUUUACAAAGUGCAAUUUAGUUUUUUGUUGUUUUUUUUGUCUCCAAAUUGAAAGUGUGACUGUGCUGCUACUUUAUUUGUUUUAAUAGCUGUGUUAAAUACAAAUGUGUGAAGUGGAAAAAAAAUACUGGACACUGUGUGAUGACUAUGAAACUUGAAGAAGCCAAGGUUAUUGUGUAACAGCUGAAAAAACAUUAAGAUAGAAAUGGAUUUUUGCUAAAGAAUUUUCUUUUGCAGAGAGCAGGAACAGCUCUGUGGGAUAACAUUUCUUAUUAAUAAAAAUGA